Molecule: messenger RNA, 1110 nt
Organism: Paraphaeosphaeria sporulosa
Lineage: Eukaryota; Fungi; Ascomycota; Dothideomycetes; Pleosporales; Didymosphaeriaceae
Exons: 2
Coding region: 40-876 (278 amino acids)
Biological process (GO): translation
Cellular component (GO): mitochondrial large ribosomal subunit; ribosome
Molecular function (GO): structural constituent of ribosome
Source: RefSeq, a predicted model, not a curated record
CCAGCAUUCAACGCGCCUCCGCAUCCCCACUCUUACACAAUGGCCACGGCAAUUGCGUCCGCAAAGGCGGGCGUCUCGCAGGCCGUACUGCUGGUCGCGAAGCCUCCCGCGAUCGCCGCGAAAUCCGUCAAGGGCUCGAAACUCGUUGAUGCGAUGCACAGGAGUUUGUAUCCGCACCUCUACCAGCAGGGCGGCGGCUCCGCGCCCAACAGAAAGAUUCGGCAACAGAUGGGCACGAUGAAGAGAUACAAGCAGGUCGAGGCCGAGCGAGAGGCCAGGAAGGUGUCGUGGUUCCGGAACAAGAUGAGGACUUCGAGCAGCAGCAAGCUCGCAUCGCAGCCCCAGAAACCGCGCGCCAUACGCAAGGCUUGCCACGACCCCGUCGCCGCAGUCACCUCCUCGCAGCUCGCCGUGCACGACCCCACCGGCGCCCGUACCCGCCUCUUCGACCGCGCAAAUCCCGAGUGCGCCCGCGUCGGCGACAUCCUUCUCGUGCGCCAGCGCACCGGCGAGCCCUUCGCCGGUGUGUGCAUCAAUAUCCGGCGGCGCGGCGUCGACACCGCCAUCCUGCUGCGCGGCCAGCUGACCCGCGUCGGCAUCGAGAUGUGGUACAAGGUGUACUCGCCAUUGGUCGAGGGCAUCGAGGUUGUGCAGAGGGCACAGAGGAAGACGAGGAGGGCGCGCUUGACGUAUAUGCGCAAGGAGAAGCAUGAUAGGGGCAGCGUGGAGAAUGUCGUAAGGGUGUACCUCAGGCAGAAGGCUGCGUUGGGAAGCACGGAUGGUAGCAAGAAGAAGGGUGCGGCGGCGGCGGCUGCGAUGGCUGGCGGCGGCAAGAGGAAGGGCAGUGUCAAGGGGAAGAAGGGGAAGAAGAAGUAGAGGGCGAUUCGAUGGUAACUGCAAUACUUGCGAGAGGUGUACGUAUAGAUGGGACGGACAAAGGGCAUGCGUGGGAUUGUACUAUAUGUACCUUUACAAGAUGUAUACAAGAUCUAUUUGGCAAGGAUGGCGCGCCCUGAUCUCGCGGACGACUGAAACUACCACCAUGGGAAUGCUCAAGAUUCUGUCCGAUAUCAUUGUCAUCAAGAGCCACUACCUGUCUGCUGUCCUCGA